Molecule: messenger RNA, 4423 nt
Organism: Phyllostomus discolor (pale spear-nosed bat)
Lineage: Eukaryota; Metazoa; Chordata; Mammalia; Chiroptera; Phyllostomidae
Gene: ZBTB6
Product: zinc finger and BTB domain containing 6
Exons: 2
Coding region: 254-1528 (424 amino acids)
Biological process (GO): regulation of transcription by RNA polymerase II
Molecular function (GO): protein binding; RNA polymerase II cis-regulatory region sequence-specific DNA binding; DNA-binding transcription factor activity, RNA polymerase II-specific
Source: RefSeq, a predicted model, not a curated record
AGGGAGACUGGGACAGGCGGGGAAGCCGGAGGAGGAGGGUAGCUGGGCACCGCCCGCGAGUGGCUAGACUGGUGCUGCAACCACGUGGCUGAUAGGGCCUUGGUCCUGGCAAGCUUGUCUCGGCAAGACCUGUGGCGGCGGAUCUUCCAGGCCACUGGGGAUCCGGAUUCAGUUCAUCAGAUGUUUCCUAAGCUGCUCCUUUCCUACUCUGUGCGGGUCCCCCGAGCUCGUUGCAGGAACUCAGAUUGUGGCCAUGGCUGCUGAGUCGGAUGUUCUGCACUUCCAGUUUGAACAGCAAGGAGAUGCAGUCUUGCAGAAAAUGAAUCUCUUGAGACAGCAGAAUUUAUUUUGUGAUGUGUCCAUUUAUAUUAAUGACACUGAGUUCCAGGGACACAAGGUGAUUUUAGCAGCUUGCUCCACUUUCAUGAGAGAUCAGUUUUUACUCACGCAGUCAAAACAUGUCAGAAUCACCAUCUUGCAGAGUGCAGAAGUUGGCAGAAAAUUGUUGCUCUCUUGCUAUACUGGAGCACUUGAAGUUAAAAGGAAAGAGCUUUUGAAAUAUUUGACUGCUGCUAGUUACCUUCAGAUGGUUCACAUUGUGGAAAAGUGUACAGAAGCUUUGUCAGGAUAUCUGGAAAUUGAUCUUUCUAUGAAAAACAACAAUCAACAUACUGACCUUUGUCAAUCUUCUAACCCAGAUGUUAAGAAUGAAGAAGAAAAUGCAGAUAAAGACUGUGAGAUAAUCGAAAUUUCAGAAGAUAGUCCUGUAAACAUAGAUUUACACGUUAAAGAAGAGGAAAGCAAUGCUUUACAGUCUACAGUGGAGAGCUUGACAUCAGACGGGCAGGAAAUGAAGUCACCAGAGCUGUCUUCAGUUGAUAUAGGUUUUAAAGACAAUGAAAUUUGUAUCCUCCAUGUGGAAUCUAUCAGUACUGCCGGUGUAGAAAAUGGGCAGUUUUCACAGCCUUGCACUGCCUCAAAAGCAAGCAUGUAUUUCUCUGAAACACAGCACUCACUGAUCAAUUCUACAGUUGAAAGCAGAGGGACAGAAGUUCCUGGGAAUCAAGAUCAGGGCUCAUUUUGUGGGAACACUGAAGGAAGUCAUGGUACAGCGAAUGAGAUUCAGAAUAUGGAGGAUGUUUAUUCACUGAGGCACCAGUGCCCCAGGUGUCCACGAGGAUUUCUUCAUGUUGAAAACUAUCUGCGCCACCUUAAGAUGCAUAAACUGUUCUUGUGCUUACAGUGUGGGAAAACAUUUACACAGAAGAAAAACCUCAACCGGCACAUUCGGGGGCACAUGGGCAUACGGCCCUUCCAGUGUACUGUGUGCUUGAAGACAUUUACUGCUAAAAGCACUCUGCAGGACCACUUGAACAUACAUAGUGGGGAUCGGCCAUACAAAUGCCAUUGUUGUGACAUGGAUUUCAAGCACAAAUCUGCUCUCAAAAAGCACGUAACCUCUGUCCAUGGCCGAAGCAGCAGUGAAAAGCUACCCAUUCAUGAUCUCAAAAAGCAAAAUCUAUUAUAAUUAGAAUCAUACCUUGCUAUGGGAGCCAGAUAUUAUUCUGUUAGGCAAGUCUUUCUAUAGAAAUGCAGCAUUUUGUAACAUUGCAUUUCCUUCUCAUCUUUGGUUCUUAUUUUUGGUCUAUUUACACUAUUCUUUCUCAACUUACACUACAACUUCUGAAGUGGGAGGCAUGAUAAAGCUGAUGGAAUGCUAUCUCAUCUCAUACAUCAUAUAUAAAUCCCAGUGGUAUACCUAGAGAAAUACUUUUCUUAAAUAUUCUUGAUUCUAGUGACAGAAGAUCCAGCAGUAUUUCUAUAUUUGGGUUUUGAGUCUCUAGGUAAUUGAAGGAAGUGUAAAAUAAUCCAACCAUGUAAUAACUUUCAUGAACUAGGCAAUGGCAAGACAAAAUAAAAUAUAAAGUGUACUAUUAUUCAUUAUUAGUCACUUUAAAAACAGUAUAGGAAAUUUUUUUUAACCAACUGCUUUUGGAUUACAAACUAAUCACCAAGGUACCUGUUUUAAAAUGUAAAGGAACAAUUCAUAUUCACUUGGGAAUAGAAUUUCCUUAUACAUUUCUUAAAAUACUAUUCCCAUAGUUUAAUAUACAUAUUUUAUAAAUGAUUAAUUAGGCCCAAAUAUCUUUGUUUUAUUUAAUGCAGCGGCAUCUAAUAAUUUUUUGACCAGUAAAAUACGCCAUUGGCAUGAAGCUCUAUAAAUUACUUUUUUAGGAAUCAUAACUUUACCAAAGAUAUUUGUUCUACCCUUUCCUUUUUAAAGUUUCUUAUAUUUUUUUGAUUAACGUAUAGUAAAACUGACCUUUGUCAAUUUUGUAUCUAUGUGAAAGAAAUAAUGUGCUCAAAAUGCUUGCAGACAUCUCUGAGGUGGUCAGGUGAAGGAACACUUCCCAUAUCUGCUGCUUCCCACUGCUUGUUUCCUUCUUGAACAGGGAUGCCCUCUGCUGAGUGAUUUGUUCCUGGUACAGUUUCAUUGUUUUAACACGUGUAAAUUGUGCAACCACUGCUGCAAUUGGGAUAUGGAACAUCACCCCCCCCCCCCCCCCCCAAAUCUCCCUUAUGCUACUCUUUUGUAGUCAUUUUCUCCUAACUGCCAACAGUUCUCCAUUGAUAUAUUUUUGCCUUUUCUGGAAUGUCAUAUAUGGAACCGUAAAGUAUGCUCCCUUUUGAGAUGCUUCUUUCACCUCGCAUUAUGCCUCUGAGAUUCAUCCAUGUUGUGUGUAUCAGUAGUUCAUUCCGUUUUUUAUUUCGAAUUGUCAAUACAUGUUAAUUUUCUUGCUAUCACUAGAUGAGCAGUUUAAACAUGGGUAGCUGUUAGUGUCCCCUUAAUUUUUAAUAAUAACUUUUCAUUAACAUUAACAUGGUUUUAUUUACUGUGUUGACAAAAAUCUUAACCAUCUUUAGAGUUUUAUGGGGUAUUUCCAGAAGUGUGCCAAAAGCAAAACCACAACUGCAUGGUUAUUUUACUGAGAGUAAUAUUUCAGAUUGUGUGAUGAGCCAUUGCUCUCUAAUAUCCUUGUCUACGUGUAACACAAGACUUUUUGUUGUCAUAACAAAUUAAAAUACAUUGCAGGGCAAAUCAUACUAUCUAAAAGACAGGAACUACUUUUAGUAAAGAGGCCUGACUGGAUGUUUUAUUCCUCUUAUACUCACCUCAGCUUUAUGUACAAUUUCUGCUAUCUUGAGUGUCUGUUGAAGUCCUUCCAUGUUUUACUAUGUAGUAUGCUUUGUACCAUUUAUAAGAAUUUUGGGAUAAUCACAUGUUGAUUGCUAUAAAUGUUAAUUAUCUUUUUUGUGAUACUUGUGAAAAAUAUUUUUUCUAUAGAAUUUUAACUCUGGAAGAGACUUUAAAGAAUUCAGCUCUCAUAUUAGAUAAGAAAGUCGACUGCAUGACCCCCCAGGUCACCAGUUAAUGUCAUUGGAUAGGUCACCUCUUCCUGAGCGUCUCUUAAAUUUAUAUGCAAAAUAAUAACUUUGAUAUUGUUAAUUUGUAAGGUCAUUUCCAUGUCUAAAAUUAUGUGAUUUUGUAUUUAGAUCUUCACAGUUCCUGACAACAAAGAAGAGGGGAAAGAAAAGGCGAGUUCGGUGUCUUUACAAAUGUUGCUAUUUGCGUGCUCCAUUGGAGACGUAAUUUUUCAAAAGCAAAUGAUGUUUUUCUUCUUCUACUGGAGAACAUGAUAACACAGUGCUUAAUUUUCUUUCCCAUUUGAUCUAUGAUUGGCCAUUUGUAGGCAUGAAAACAUUUUUCUAUCAGAAAUAGUUUGUGAUUGAAAUAACUUUUUUUAUUUUUGCUUCCUAGGGUGAAAUUUUGUUGGGGAGGGAUGCAGAUAAGGGUGGGUGAACAAAUAGUAGUAAACUUUUUUGGGGGGUGGGGGUUGUUGCGGUUAUUUUUAGGAAUUCUCUAUCUUUGAUGUUUCAAGAGAAUUAUGGUUGAACUAUGUUUAAGUUUUAUGUGUGCCUUGUAAGUAAGGUUCUUGUGAAAUUUUUUGUACGCACUUUGAGAUUUUUGUGUGGGGGGAAGGGGUGUUUUGUGAAAGUGAUGGUUGUUAUUUAUUAUUAUUUAUUCCUGUUCUAUUAGCACAGAAUGAUCUCAAAACAUUUCUAGCAGAAUGUCUGUUUGCAUGAUAUGCUUAAACAAUUUCAGGAAAAUCUUUUUGAAAAUGCAGGUAUGACAAAGUAAAAUGUUGAAUUUAUUCAUUUAAAACAUUCACUUUUAGUUGUGCUUUGAUAUGAUGGAAAAUGCAGUAUGUUUAUCUUCAGCCUCUUCAUUUACUGCAUUUUUGUAUAAAAGGUUUUGGAAAGGUAGUUGUUACUUGGGUGUAAGAGAAAAUCCUUUCCCUUUUUCCUUGGAUGUAACUAUCCUAUAUGUUUACAUAAAUAAUAAACUGGAGAUGGGAAUGGA